This is a messenger RNA of Adineta steineri, 1026 nucleotides long. The record is from the annotation of a GenBank genome assembly. Lineage: Eukaryota; Metazoa; Rotifera; Eurotatoria; Adinetida; Adinetidae.
AUGAACUUCAAUUUAAAAGCAGCUGGAACUCUGUUUUCCCGAGCUAAACAGUUUACAGAAGAAAAACUUGGACAAGUCGUUGAUCGAACUGAAUACGAUGAUAACUUUGAACAAUUAUUAGCACGAGCUGAUAGAACAAAAGCAUGGACAGAACGAUUAACAUCACAUGUUGAUACAGUUCUUCAACCAAAUCCAAAUGAACGUCUUGAAAGUUUUAUCUUAACAAAACUUGAUCAAAAGGCUUUGAAUAAACCAAAUAUUUAUGAACAACUCGGUUAUUGUAUGUGCGAAGCAGGAAAUGAUUUUGGUCCAUCAACGCAGUAUGGCUCAGCAUUAAUCAAAUGUGGUCAAUGUCAUCAAAAACUAGGUCUUGCUCAUAAAGAAUUUAUUCAAUCAGCAGCUAUUGGUUUUAUGCAACCAUUAAAAAGUUUUCUUGAUGGUGAAAUGAAAUCAUUAACAAAAGAACGUCGUACAUUGGAAAUAAAACGUCUUGAUCUUGAUGCCGCAAGGUCCAAACAGAAAAAAGCAAAAAUGACGAAUAGUAAUGUCCCAAUGGCAAUGGCAGAUAGUUCAGAUACGGAAUUACGUCAAGCACAAACAGAAUUUGAUCGUCAAUUAGAAAUAACACGUCUAAUGCUCGAUGGUUUAAAUAAUUCUCAUGGACAUCAUUUACGUUGUUUAAAUGAUUUAGUUGAAUCGGAAUUACAAUAUCAUCGACAAUCUGUUCAAGUACUUGAAGAUUUACGUAAACAACUUGGUCUAUCAAAAUCAACAUCAAAUUCGUCGACUAUCCCAUCAACACCUCGUACUGUAGCAACACCACGCACUGCAACUGUUAAAUUUGAUUAUGAUGCAUCGGAUAUUAACGAAUUAAGUGUUUUGGCAAAAGAAACCGUAAAUAUUGUUUUAGAUGAUAAUGAAAAACUUUCUGAUGAUGCCGAAUGGAUAACAAUAGAAAAACCAUAUUCAAAAGAACGAGGACGCGUACCACGAGGAUAUUUACGUAUUGAUUCUUUAUCUUCUUGA